This is a messenger RNA of Medicago truncatula (barrel medic), 1338 nucleotides long. Its product is annotated as GDSL esterase/lipase At5g18430. Bases 99 to 1184 code for a protein of 361 amino acids. The transcript has 5 exons. The record is from RefSeq and is a predicted model, not a curated record. Gene Ontology annotation, molecular function: hydrolase activity, acting on ester bonds. NCBI's taxonomy places the organism in Eukaryota, Viridiplantae, Streptophyta, Magnoliopsida, Fabales, Fabaceae.
AUACACAGUUACACAUGAAUCAACAUCUACUUUUGUAGUGUUGUCACUAAUUAUCAAAACCUUUUUCUCCUAGCCAUAUUCAUCCAAUUCAAAUAAUCAUGGUUAAUUUUCUUGUUUUCUCACUCUGCAUUGUUGUGAUUUUUGGUCUAGCAAAUGGUUUUAUUGGUGUAGAUGCCCGCCGUGCUUUCUUCGUGUUUGGAGACUCACUUGUUGAUAAUGGCAAUAACAAUUUUUUGGCUACCUCGGCGCGAGCCAAUUAUCCACCUUAUGGCAUUGAUUUUCCAACUCGUCAACCCACUGGACGUUUCUCCAAUGGCUUAAACGUUCCUGAUUUAAUCAGUAAAGAACUUGGGUCAUCUCCUCCUUUGCCAUAUUUAAGUCCUAAGCUCAGAGGGCAUAGAAUGCUUAAUGGUGCCAACUUUGCUUCUGCCGGCAUUGGAAUUCUCAAUGACACUGGAUUUCAAUUUAUAGAAGUAAUCAGAAUGUACAAACAGCUAGAUUUUUUCGAAGAAUACCAGAAAAGGGUGAGUGAUCUAAUUGGUAAAAAAGAAGCUAAGAAAUUAAUAAAUGGAGCACUAAUCCUUAUUACAUGUGGAGGUAAUGAUUUUGUGAAUAACUACUACUUGGUGCCAAACUCCCUAAGAUCCCGCCAGUAUGCUUUACCAGAAUAUGUCACGUAUUUGCUCUCUGAGUACAAGAAGAUUUUACGGAGACUAUAUCAUCUUGGAGCACGUAGGGUUCUGGUGUCAGGAACAGGUCCAAUGGGUUGUGCUCCAGCAGCAUUAGCUAUAGGAGGCACAGAUGGUGAAUGUGCACCUGAGUUACAGCUUGCUGCGUCCUUAUACAAUCCAAAACUUGUUCAGUUGAUCACAGAACUCAAUCAACAAAUUGGAUCUGAUGUUUUCUCUGUGCUUAACAUAGAUGCACUCAGUCUUUUUGGAAACGAAUUCAAGACAUCAAAGGUGGCAUGUUGCGGUCAAGGACCUUAUAAUGGAAUUGGACUGUGCACAUUGGCAUCAAGCAUAUGUCAAAACCGUGACGACCAUUUAUUUUGGGAUGCAUUUCAUCCAUCUGAAAGAGCCAACAAAAUGAUCGUUAAGCAAAUCAUGACAGGUUCCACAGAUGUUAUAUACCCAAUGAAUCUCAGCACCAUUUUGGCCUUGGAUUCUAAGAUCCCUCUCUAGCUAAACCACCAAUCAAUAUUAUGAUUCCAUGUAUAAUAAGUACAUUAUCUAUAUUGGAACUUGAUUAAUAAUAAGUUUUAUGUAUCAUUUUGAGUCCACAAAAAAAUGUUAUGUAAUAUGUAUCGUAGUAUAUAUGUUGUUAUGGUUUGAAUAA